Pipistrellus nathusii (Nathusius's pipistrelle) is the source of this 2856-nucleotide messenger RNA. The record is from the annotation of a GenBank genome assembly. NCBI's taxonomy places the organism in Eukaryota, Metazoa, Chordata, Mammalia, Chiroptera, Vespertilionidae.
AUGACUGACUCCAAGUACUUCACAACCAAUAAAAAAGGAGAAAUCUUUGAAUUAAAGGCUGAACUCAACAAUGAAAAGAAGGAAAAGCGGAAGGAGGCUGUGAAGAAAGUGAUUGCUGCUAUGACUGUGGGGAAGGAUGUCAGUUCUCUCUUUCCAGAUGUAGUGAACUGUAUGCAGACUGACAACCUGGAACUAAAGAAGCUGGUGUAUCUCUACUUGAUGAACUAUGCCAAGAGUCAGCCAGACAUGGCCAUUAUGGCUGUCAACAGCUUUGUGAAGGACUGUGAAGAUCCCAAUCCUCUGAUUCGGGCCUUGGCAGUUAGAACCAUGGGAUGCAUCCGAGUGGACAAGAUCACAGAAUAUCUCUGUGAGCCCCUCCGAAAGUGCUUGAAGGAUGAAGAUCCUUAUGUUCGGAAAACAGCAGCAGUCUGCGUGGCAAAGCUCCAUGAUAUCAAUGCCCAGAUGGUGGAAGAUCAGGGAUUUCUGGAUUCUCUGCGGGAUCUCAUAGCAGAUUCAAAUCCAAUGGUGGUGGCUAAUGCUGUAGCAGCAUUAUCUGAAAUCAGUGAAUCUCACCCAAACAGCAACUUACUCGAUUUGAACCCACAGAACAUUAAUAAGCUGCUGACAGCCCUGAAUGAGUGCACUGAAUGGGGCCAGAUUUUCAUCCUGGACUGCCUGUCCAACUACAACCCUAAAGAUGACCGGGAGGCGCAGAGCAUCUGUGAGCGGGUAACUCCCCGGCUAUCUCAUGCCAACUCAGCAGUGGUGCUUUCAGCAGUAAAAGUCCUAAUGAAAUUUCUGGAGUUGUUACCCAAGGACUCUGACUACUACAACAUGCUGCUGAAGAAGCUGGCCCCUCCACUUGUCACUUUGCUGUCAGGGGAGCCAGAGGUGCAGUAUGUCGCCCUGAGGAACAUCAACCUAAUUGUUCAGAAAAGGCCUGAAAUCUUAAAGCAGGAAAUCAAAGUCUUCUUUGUGAAGUAUAAUGAUCCCAUCUAUGUUAAACUAGAGAAGUUGGACAUCAUGAUUCGUUUGGCAUCUCAAGCCAAUAUUGCUCAGGUUCUGGCAGAGCUAAAGGAAUAUGCCACGGAGGUGGAUGUUGACUUUGUUCGCAAAGCUGUGCGGGCCAUUGGAAGGUGUGCCAUCAAGGUGGAGCAAUCUGCAGAACGUUGUGUGAGCACAUUGCUUGAUCUCAUCCAAACCAAAGUAAAUUAUGUGGUCCAAGAGGCAAUAGUUGUCAUCAGGGACAUCUUCCGCAAGUAUCCCAACAAGUAUGAAAGUAUCAUUGCCACUCUGUGUGAGAACUUAGACUCGCUGGAUGAACCAGACGCUCGAGCAGCUAUGAUUUGGAUUGUGGGAGAAUAUGCUGAACGAAUUGACAAUGCAGAUGAGUUACUAGAGAGCUUCCUGGAGGGUUUUCAUGAUGAGAGCACCCAGGUGCAGCUCACUCUGCUUACUGCCAUAGUGAAGCUGUUUCUCAAGAAACCAUCAGAAACACAGGAACUGGUACAGCAGGUCUUGAGUUUGGCAACCCAGGAUUCCGAUAAUCCUGACCUUCGAGAUAGGGGCUAUAUUUAUUGGCGGCUUCUCUCAACCGACCCAGUCACAGCCAAAGAAGUAGUCUUGUCUGAGAAGCCACUGAUCUCUGAGGAGACAGAUCUUAUUGAGCCAACUCUGCUGGAUGAGCUGAUCUGCCACAUCGGUUCUUUGGCCUCUGUGUACCACAAGCCUCCCAAUGCUUUUGUGGAAGGAAGUCACGGAAUCCAUCGCAAACACUUGCCAAUACAUCAUGGGAGCACUGAUGCAGGUGACAGCCCUGUUGGCACCACCACUGCCACCAACCUGGAACAGACUCAGGUUAUUCCCUCUCAAGGUGACCUUCUAGGGGACCUUUUAAACCUUGAUCUCGGUCCACCAGUCAAUGUGCCACAGGUAUCGUCCAUGCAGGUGGGAGCAGUGGAUCUCUUGGGAGGAGGACUAGAUAGUCUGCUUGGCAGUGACCUUGGCGGGGGCAUUGGAGGAAGUCCGGCAGUGGGACAAUCCUUCAUUCCAUCAUCAGUGCCUGCAACCUUUGCUCCUUCACCUACUCCUGCUGUGGUCAGCAGUGGUCUGAAUGAUCUUUUUGAACUCUCUACAGGGAUAGGCAUGGUACAUGGUGGAUAUGUGGCUCCUAAGGCUGUCUGGCUGCCUGCAGUAAAGGCCAAAGGCUUGGAGAUUUCGGGAACAUUUACUCAUCGUCAGGGGCACAUCUAUAUGGAAAUGAACUUCACCAACAAAGCUCUGCAGCAUAUGACAGACUUUGCAAUCCAGUUUAACAAGAAUAGCUUUGGCGUUAUCCCUAGCACUCCCCUGGCCAUCCAUACACCAUUGAUGCCAAAUCAGAGCAUUGAUGUCUCCCUGCCUCUCAACACUUUGGGUCCAGUCAUGAAGAUGGAACCUCUGAAUAACCUACAGGUAGCUGUGAAAAAUAAUAUUGAUGUCUUCUACUUCAGCUGCCUCAUCCCACUCAAUGUGCUUUUUGUAGAAGAUGGCAAAAUGGAGCGCCAGGUCUUUCUUGCAACAUGGAAGGAUAUUCCCAAUGAAAAUGAACUUCAGUUUCAGAUUAAGGAAUGUCAUUUAAAUGCUGACACUGUUUCCAGCAAGUUGCAAAACAACAACGUUUAUACUAUUGCCAAGAGGAAUGUGGAAGGGCAGGACAUGCUGUACCAAUCUCUGAAGCUCACUAAUGGCAUUUGGAUCUUGGCUGAGCUACGUAUCCAGCCUGGAAACCCCAACUAUACGCUGUCGCUGAAGUGCAGAGCCCCGGAGGUCUCUCAGUACGUCUACCAGGUCUACGGCAGCAUUCUGAAAAACUAG